GGAUCCGGUUCCGGGUUUUGCGUCGGCUCGGCCGCUGGGAGGAAGUGCAGCUCUCAGAAAAGCCUGAAUUUCACUUCGCGACGCGCCGUGGGGCUCAGCUCACUCGCACACAAGCACUAAAACGAGAAAAUAGCCGCGUAUUCCCGUCUGGAUUAACCGCGGGGAACCCUCGAGAAGCGCCCUCCCCCGGAGGGUCCGAGCAGAAUCGGACCGGAGCGGUUUAUGCGGACGGAUAUAGCGUUUUGGUUGCGCGAUGUCGGAAGAGAUGAAGACUUGGAUCUGCGACCCGAACGCGGAUGGGAAAGAAAAGAGUGGUUUCUCUCGGCACUAACAUCGAAAAACCCAGUUCGGGCGUCUUUUGGAAGGAAGCGCACUCGAAAGCCCCCGAACGAAGCGCGUCGGGGUUAAGAGCCGCGUCGUUUUUCUUCCUCGAAACUCGCAGUUUCGUCCCCGUAAGCUUGAGUUUGAGACGCACAGCCAUGCACACGAAGUUCCGCAAGAUCUAGCGCAGAGAUUUCAGCGCCAACUCCUGCUUUUAAUCGCAGCUAAACAACAGCGGCUGCGUUUUCCGUGCAUUUUCGCCGGACCACGUUGUGCGGCACCAUCGCGACGUUUUUCUUGAGAAAAAAGGAAACCCGGAUCGCUGUCGUUCACGUUUGCUUAUUUCCUUUUCUAGCGCCCCCCCUCUCAUCUGUAGGUUACAGUAGAGCAAUAUCUCAGCCGUUUUUUUUUGGGCUUGCUUGGAGCACACCUCUCAUUACAUAAAUAAAUUGACGAGCAAGCAAAUCCAGUUUCAGCGGAAAACUGCAUUGCACUGCGCGAGGCGAUGGACUUGCCACAUCGAGACGCGUCUAGUUUAAUUUCGUCCCUCUAAUUGGCUUCUGAGAUCAAGACGAGCGGCUCGGAUCGUCUGACGGGCAGACCUCAACCAUCGAGCCACAGAAAUGGGGAUUUGUUUGUGAUAUUACCAGGAGAUCUACGCGCGUGCGUGUGCUUUUAAGUGCUUGAAUACUUUUCGGAUGUUUAGGAAACGAUCCAGCUGCUCGCGUCGCAUCGAAAGCCAUUAUUUAUGUCUCUCCGACCACUGGGCUUCAGAUUUCCACCAUCUUUCCGCCUUUUAAGAAGAAGAGGAUACGCGCUACCCUUAUUGCACGCGCUCUGCUCGCGCGCUGUCAACUGGUUAACGCGACGGAACGGGGAAACAUCGGCGUCCAUUUUCGUGCAUUGGCGAUUUGUCAGUUUUUCCCAGCGAGCUGGCUUGCUUUAUUUUAACACCCUGAGGAGGUCGUCUUCGCCCGCUUGUGUUCUACGUCGUGUCGGCUUCAACGAGAUCGCAUCGACAUUUUGAUUUGAGCAUCAUCCAUUUGCGACCCCCGCCUGCACGCGUUUGUAGUUAACCAGCCCUUUAUUUCCAUCCGUCUUGCACAGACGGUGACUUCAAUUAACUUGCAUGCCAUUUUUUGGACCGUCGUUACGCCGGCAGGUGGGCCGUUCUCGUUAAACUCACCCAAAGGGGGUGGGUGCUGGAUGGAGGGGCUCGAUUAAUCGAUAACACCGCCACGGUCUAGAAUUAUCAUUUGUUUUGGAAAUUUCCGGACUUGGAGGGGAUGCCAUGCACACACGUCCUCCCCCUCUGAAACGAGAAGCCAUUUCUGCAACUCCAAGUGGACCCGAGGGUGACGUUGCUUCGUAGAUAAGCAACCUAUAGGUUUUCUAUUAAGGGUGGAUUUUUUCUUCUUCUUCUUCGUUCGUUCGUUCCGCUGUUUCGGCCACAAUGGUUGAUUUCUGAGGAGGAGGGGAAAAACGAUAAUCGAAGAACCGAGGCUGGGAUAGAUGUUCGCGCCUCUCUCGCGCAUCAUCAUCAUCAUCAUCAUCAUCAUCACCGCCGCCACCGCCAGCACCGGCUCCAUCAUCAUCACCACAUCUCCCGCGCUCGUCUCGUGCUGAGUCCGCCCACCGUCUCCCCUCACGUCCCCACCCCCCACCCCUCACGGCCGGUUCUGGUACCGCUAGCGACUCGGCUCGACCCAGAGGGCUCGAAGAUGGCGGACCUCGAAGCUGUUCUCGCCGAUGUCAGCUACCUGAUGGCGAUGGAGAAGAGCAAAUCGACUCCAGCGGCCCGCGCGAGCAAGAAAAUCAUUCUCCCUGAGCCUAGUAUUCGGAGUGUCAUGCAGAAGUACCUGGAGGAAAGGGAUGAACUUACGUUUGACAAAAUCUUCAACCAGAAGAUUGGUUUCCUCUUGUUCAAGGAUUUCUGCAUGAACGAGAUCGACGAGGCCGUUCCGCAGCUGAAGUUUUACGAGGAGAUUAAAGAGUACGAGAAGUUGGAUUCGGAAGAAGAGAGGCUAACUCGCAGUCGACAGAUUUAUGAUGUCUACAUAAUGAAGGAGCUUCUGUCAUGUUCACAUCCCUUCUCUAAGAAGGCAGUAGACCAUGUCCAGACUCACCUAGCAAAGAAACAAGUUCCUCCAAAUCUCUUUCAGCCAUACAUAGUUGAGAUCUGUGACAGUCUUCGAGGAAAGAUCUUUCAGAAGUUUAUUGAAAGUGACAAGUUCACACGUUUUUGCCAGUGGAAGAAUGUAGAGCUCAACAUCCAUUUGACGAUGAAUGACUUCAGCGUGCAUCGGAUCAUCGGCAGAGGGGGGUUCGGAGAGGUUUACGGAUGCAGGAAAGCAGACACGGGGAAAAUGUAUGCCAUGAAAUGUUUGGAUAAAAAGCGGAUCAAAAUGAAGCAGGGAGAAACGCUGGCGCUCAACGAGAGAAUCAUGCUGUCGUUGGUUAGCACUGGGGACUGCCCUUUCAUAGUGUGUAUGACAUAUGCCUUCCACACUCCUGAUAAACUGUGUUUUAUCCUGGACUUGAUGAAUGGUGGAGACCUUCACUAUCACCUGUCUCAGCACGGCGUCUUCAGCGAGAAGGAUAUGCGCUUUUAUGCAGCUGAGAUCAUACUGGGCCUCGAACACAUGCACAAUCGAUUUGUCGUCUACAGAGACCUCAAGCCUGCGAAUAUCCUCUUAGACGAACAUGGACAUGUUCGCAUUUCUGACCUGGGCCUGGCCUGUGAUUUCUCCAAAAAGAAGCCUCACGCCAGCGUAGGUACCCAUGGCUACAUGGCACCUGAGGUUCUGCAGAAAGGAACGGCGUAUGACAGCAGCGCCGACUGGUUCUCUCUGGGCUGCAUGCUGUUCAAACUCUUGCGAGGGCACAGUCCAUUCAGACAGCACAAGACCAAAGACAAACACGAGAUCGACCGCAUGACCCUUACCAUGAAUGUGGAGUUGCCUGACUCCUUCUCACCGGAGCUCAAGUCCCUCUUGGAAGGACUCUUACAGCGAGAUGUCGCUAAAAGAUUGGGGUGUCUAGGACGGGGGGCGUCAGAAGUAAAGGAGCAUGUGUUCUUCAAGGGAAUCGAUUGGCAGCAGGUCUAUCUUCAGAAGUACCCCCCACCCCUCAUCCCCCCCAGAGGUGAAGUCAACGCUGCAGAUGCCUUUGACAUCGGCUCCUUCGACGAGGAGGACACCAAGGGCAUUAAGCUGCUUGACAGUGAUCAGGAGCUCUAUAAGAACUUUCCGCUGGUGAUCUCCGAGCGCUGGCAGCAGGAGGUGGCCGAAACAGUGUAUGACGCUGUCAACAGUGACACGGAUAAGAAUGAGGCGCGCAAACGGGCCAAAAACAAGCAGCAGGGCCAUGAAGAGGACUAUGCGCUGGGGAAGGACUGUAUCAUGCACGGCUAUAUGCUAAAGCUAGGAAACCCCUUCCUGACACAGUGGCAGCGGCGGUAUUUCUACCUAUUCCCCAACCGUGUCGAGUGGAGAGGGGAAGGAGAGUCUCGGCAAAACCUGCUGACCAUGGAGCAGAUCGUGACUGUGGAGGAGACUCAGAUCAAGGACAAAAAGUGCAUCCUGCUGAGGAUCAAAGGAGGGAAACAGUUUGUCCUGCAGUGCGAGAGCGACCCAGAGUUCGUACAGUGGAAGAAAGAGCUCACAGAAGCGUUCACAGAGGCCCAGAAGCUGCUGCGCCGUGCGCCCAAAGUCAUCGGCAAGGGCCGAACCAAUGUGGUGGAACUGUCCAAACCUCCCCUCACUCACCGCAACAGCAACGGCCUGUGAGCCGCCCACCUCCCGCCGCCCUUGUCUACAACUCCUCUCCAUCCUCUUCAUCGACACACACACACACGCACACGCUCUCACACUCUUUCUCUCUCUCUCCCAGCGAAAUGCUUGUCCAGCACCAUUAGGCUUCCCAACCGGCACAGCGAGCCGUCAUGUGGUCCGUCUCGGAAAGUUCUGCUGGACUGCGCCCUGCUGUUCCUCACCCGUUUCUCAAUCAAAUGCACACACACAAACACACACACAAUUCCUCGCAACUUGACACGCUGGGGUAGGCGUAGCUUCAGGAUAAUGUUAGAGAACAAUCGGUGAUGUCAGUGCUGAAUCUGGGACUUCGUUUCGACCAGUGGUGCAGGCUGGGAUACUGCGCCUCCUUUUGUGAGCAUGUCGUUCCUUCUGUGAUCCCCACGUUCUCCUUGCACACGCCGGCAUGCUCAUAUAUUAGCAAAGAAAGAGGCCUCUGCUGUAACAGUGUCCACUUGGAGCUUGUCUUUUAAGUGGCAGCGUGUUAGCGCCGGACAGUAUCAGUACCUCUGCUAGAGGGAAACUAGAGCCAUGCGGCCUGAGAGAUCUAAUCGGAUGGAAACGAUCUCAAAAGACGAUGGCUUAAACGAUAUCAUUCCCAUUGUCUUUCGUGUCCUAUGUGGGAACGCCAAGGCCACCUCAACGACUGUGCCAUUCUUGAAGCAUAUGCUUUGCACCACUUUAUGUCAACAUUGUGGGCGCAUGGCAUGCAUGUCUUUUUAUGCUGAACGGACUCGGAUUCGUGGACUGUUGUGGCACCCGACCUUCGUCCCGUACUUGUAAAGUACAGAAUUCAUCGACACUUCCUAAACACUCGCAGAUGGAUUGAACGGACUGCAGCGGCGAGCGUUACGCGCCAUCCAAGCUGAGCUCUCACAGGACAGUGUAAAAAUUAGGGAGCGAUUUUUUUCUUUCUUUUUUUUUUUUUUUUUUUUUGGUGCUCAGCCCUUGUAAACUCCUGACUUGGUUGGGUUGCUCACGUGCGUUAAGUGCGUGUAGUUGUGCGUGUACCCGAUGCAAAAAGUAGGUGUUGUCGCUUUAAAGGAAAUUCCCCGAUAUUUUCACCAGGAAGAAUUGCUUUCUUUCACCUUGAAUGUAUUUUUUGUUUCUUUUUUUUUUUUUUUUUUUGUUUGUGGGUGGAGUGAUUUUACGCUGCUUGACACAAUGGGUAGGAACGUGGCUGGACGUUUGCUAAGACACGAACCCAACCCCCUCCCCCUGAACCCGCAGAAGUGCAAAAAGUGCCAAUGAAAAUAAACGUUCGACUAGAGACACCUGAGAACUCCUCGAGUCCAGGCCGCGUCGUCUCCCUGUUAAUUCCUCCCCCCCCCGAGAACAGUGUUGGAAAUUGAACGCACAGAAUAAAAACUGAACUGCAGACCUCCAGUCGCGUACGAGGACGCCAAUGGACGGUUGACGAUGCAUGAUGUCUCGGUUAGAGGGACCACUUGGAGAAAAAAAAAAAAAGCAGCAGCAGCAUCCCUGGAGUCUUUUAUCCGACUGUAUAUAUGAAUCCUUUCUCUGUGCAUCUACAGUAUAAUCUUCUUGACAAUGUUUGCAUAUAUGGCGAAUCUCUGUCUCUGCCUGUCUGUGUUUGUCCCUAUGUCUCAGCUUGGGGGCUGGCGGGGUGGGCGGGGUUCACAUCUGUCAAUCAAUCGGCGGGCGUGUGCAAACCUCAGGCUGAGAACUGUGCGUACGCGCCUCUUUUAGGACCGUCGGUGUGAGAGUCGGAUGGCUUAUCUCAUAAUGAGGUUAGAGGGGGUCUUCUGUCUGUCUCUCGCGCGUUUCGCCAUUAUCCGUUCACGGCAGGCAGAGCGUUAUUCAGUACGACGAUAGCAGGACGCUCGCGCUCGCCGGUGUUCGCAAAGGUGGGCUGCUUGGAUCGCGGAAGGAGAGACAACUUAAAACCGUUUGUUAUAAGGCUUGAUUUAAAUAUAGUUUAAAUUUUUAUAUUGUUUGAAUGUGACGCAAAUGCAGAUUUCUAUAGAUGACAUAUUUUUUGGAGUAUGUUAUGUGCAUUUCUUUUGGUCUUUUUUUUUGUUUUGUUUUGUUUGUUUUCGGAAUGGAAAAACAAGCACAGCUUAACAGGCAUGAGGUGAUUUUAAAAAAGUGUUUUCAUGUAUAUUCAGGUUUUUUUUUUUUUCUUCUCCAUGCAGUAAUUUUCUUUCUGCGUCUCCCUUCAGUGCAUUUCGGAGUGAUUUGCAUGCGGCGCUCUGCAGAAAUCGCAGGGUUUAUGGGAGUUUUUGUAGCCUUUAAGUGUCGGGGAGGUGCCAUCCUGAGGAUGUUUUAGCGCCCUUCAAGGGUUUUAUUUUGAAACCAAAAUGGCUUGUUUUGAAAUAUAUAUAUAAAUAAUAUAUAUAUAUAUAUAUAUAUAUCACUGCACUUUUUCCACCACGCUUCAUGAGCUGACGAAAUAAAUGUGCCAAACGACUGUAGGAGAAUGUCCUUGAACCAAUGAAAAGCUUCCGCGACGCUCGCCGGCUGUUUCUGAGACUAAAAUUGGUACGUUUUAACGGGCGAGCAGCGGCGAGUUUGAGAAAGGGUACAAAAAAUGUGACCAAAUUCAGGUGACGUGUAAAAAGUGGGCCGCGGGGCAAACGAUUCAACGUCAUUGACGAUACGCCUCGAAGCUACUGACCGGCGACUGCCGGUACCGUGUUUUGAAACCGCUAGCCCGUUUCUCAAAAAAGAAAGGGUGGCACCUCCGCCAGUCCUAAAUAUCCAUGUUUUAUUCAGGGGUUUUAUAUUUUAUUUUAACGGUAGCGUUUCCGUCACUUCGUCAGUGUUUGCUUCAUUCAAUCGCUUGUGUGUCUGUUCCGUAGCGGUGAAUUUCGUGUGUGGGCGAACGCAGGUUUCGAAAACGCAAGAGGGCGAUCGAUAGGAAGGAGAAAAAAAAAAAAAAAAAAAGAAAAACAAACUAACAAAAAUCUAAGUAUAUAUGUGUAUAUGAAAUGAAAACAAAUGAGCUUAGGUUUAUUUAAAAGACUUUACGACGUAGACACACAAAAAAAAUUUGACUCGGGAAGGGAUCGGGUUCGACGUGAGUUCAACUAUUUGUGGUGAAGAAUCAGCUCAGAUCUUGCACAUAAAAGUUUAGAUAUUGUACCUACGAGUUACAGAUUAUUAUUUUUUGUUUGUUUAAUACAGGUCUCUCUUGCUCUCUUUCAUAUUUAUUGUCUGGUCGGGGAGCUAGUCCCUCUGUGCGUUGGUUUAUCUAGGGCACGGAGCUGUCGAGUAUCCGGGUUUACAGUCAAGCGAAACUCUUUUUCAUGUGCCACAAACAAACGCAAAUACUACUGUCUGGGGUUAUGAUGAUGAUGAUGAUGAUGAUGAUGAUAAUAAUUAUUGAUAAUAUUAUUCAAUGAAUGAUAAUUGUUAUUAAAAUUAUUUUCUUUUGUUUUUGUUUUUUCGGAACAGCUAGGAACAUGUGUGUUGGACUGCUUAUAAAAUCAGUUCAGAAAUAAAAGCCCCUUUUUCGUGUU
Messenger RNA from Puntigrus tetrazona (Sumatra barb), 7615 nucleotides. RefSeq names its product G protein-coupled receptor kinase 3 (gene grk3). Gene Ontology annotation, molecular function: G protein-coupled receptor binding; G protein-coupled receptor kinase activity; ATP binding. Lineage: Eukaryota; Metazoa; Chordata; Actinopteri; Cypriniformes; Cyprinidae. The transcript has 21 exons. The record is from RefSeq and is a predicted model, not a curated record. The coding region runs from base 2043 to 4109 and encodes 688 amino acids. Gene Ontology annotation, biological process: regulation of signal transduction; protein phosphorylation; G protein-coupled receptor signaling pathway.